UUGUUACUACUUUAACAUUAACAAACUAAAGAUCUCUUAUUUCAAACUGUAUGUGGCGCAAAGCAGAAACAGUUCGGGAGAGUAGUACAACGUUUCAGUUGAUAUUUCCACAAACAACAUCGCAUGAUGAACACGAAGCAUUGGAGCACGAACUAAUAUACACGUCCAUGAUUGGAGGGAAAACUUUUCACUUCCAGUAGGACGAUAUCGGAUUAUUCAGGGCCAACGACAGCUUGUUCAAAAAGUUGCAGCAUUAUCUUUAAGCAUGAGCGGUGAAUCACCAGCAAAAAAGGCAAAUAUUAUGGUUAAGAUAGGAACACACAAUGGGACCUUCCAUUGUGAUGAAGUUCUUGCCUGUUUUAUGCUCAAACAGCUGCCUCAGUACAGGGAUGCAGAAAUUUUACGAACCAGAGAGUCUAGCCUGCUAGAUGAAUGUGAUAUAGUGGUAGAUGUUGGAGGCGUGUACAAUCCAGAAAAUCAUCGCUACGAUCAUCAUCAACGAAACUUUAAGGAAUGCAUGAACAGCUUAAAUCCUCAUAAGAAAUGGAUCACAAAGCUCAGCUCAGCUGGCCUGGUGUAUUUUCACUUUGGUCAUGAGAUUCUUUCUCACCUGCUGGGUCUAUCUGUUCAAGAUCCUACAACUGAACUAAUUUAUGAUAAGGUAUAUGAGAAUUUUCUGGAGGAGGUGGAUGCCAUUGACAAUGGCAUUGAUGCUACAAAUGAGGAACCAAGAUACAAAGUGACAACAACAAUAAGUAACAGAGUUGCCCGCAUGAACCCAAGGUGGAAUGAAGAGAAUGUGGAUGAAGAUAAAUGUUUCCACAAGGCAAUGGAUAUGGUUGGGGCAGAGUUUCUUGACAGAGUCAACUUUUACAAGGCAACAUGGCUUCCUGCAAGAGAUAUAGUACUGAGGGCCCUCAACGCUAGAACAGAGACACACAGUACUGGAGAGAUCAUUUCCCUGUCAGAAGGUGGAUCACCAUGGAAAGACCAUCUCUUUACCUUGGAAGAAGAACUUGGCAUCAGUCCUCCAAUCAAAUAUGUUUUGUAUCCAGACAGUAACAGUCAGUGGAGGGUUCAAUGUGUUCCACUCAGGCUGGGGUCUUUUGACAAUAGACUUCCUUUGUCAGAAGAGUGGCGAGGUCUACGAGAUGAAGAACUGUCUCAAAAAUGUGGAAUUCCCAACUGCAUUUUUGUUCAUUCGUCAGGGUUUAUUGGAGGAAACAAAACAUAUGAAGGUGCUUUAGCCAUGGCUGCAGCAAGUCUUCAGAAAGUAGAGAGCCGAUAAGAAACAUUUGUCUGAAAAAAAUACAUGGUUAAAGGUGUGCUAAAAUAAAGGAAGGAGUGCAUGCUGCACACCUUUGAGCUCCCAA
Messenger RNA from Pomacea canaliculata, 1373 nucleotides. RefSeq names its product UPF0160 protein MYG1, mitochondrial-like. The record is from RefSeq and is a predicted model, not a curated record. The transcript is spliced from 8 exons. The coding region runs from base 266 to 1288 and encodes 340 amino acids. Gene Ontology annotation, cellular component: cytoplasm; nucleus. NCBI's taxonomy places the organism in Eukaryota, Metazoa, Mollusca, Gastropoda, Architaenioglossa, Ampullariidae.